This is a messenger RNA of Blastomyces dermatitidis ER-3, 9639 nucleotides long. RefSeq names its product Ca2+-transporting ATPase. The coding region runs from base 2837 to 6070 and encodes 1077 amino acids. The record is from RefSeq and is a predicted model, not a curated record. The transcript has 3 exons. Gene Ontology annotation, cellular component: endoplasmic reticulum; Golgi membrane; plasma membrane. NCBI's taxonomy places the organism in Eukaryota, Fungi, Ascomycota, Eurotiomycetes, Onygenales, Ajellomycetaceae. Gene Ontology annotation, molecular function: ATP hydrolysis activity; ATP binding; P-type calcium transporter activity. Gene Ontology annotation, biological process: calcium ion transmembrane transport; manganese ion transport; intracellular calcium ion homeostasis.
GGAUAAUCAAAAGCCUUUUGAAUGGACAUAAAAAAUCAAACUGUAACCUCCGGUGCCUGGGUGGCUAUUUCGCCACCCGCUUCAGUUUCUGCCCACGAUCCCCAUAGACCCUGCUUGGCACGAAUCUUUAGACGACCACCAAUCGUACCGGGACUCUGCUCAACCUUAACAGCGUCUUUCGUAGCUAACACAAGAACCUCGAAAAACAUCUUGGUCGCAUCACUCUUGCUCGUGAUCUUUUCGGGAAGUAGAUCUUGGAAAACAACGCUAUUUUUCUUCGACUGCGCCGCGCCCUCGGAUGGUGGCUCGCCACCAAAUCGAUCACGCAACAGGUGAACAGCGUGCUGUGUGCCGAGGGAGAUUGGCCCGCUCUCUGCGGGAUGAACAACACUACUUGAGUCGUUAAAGCCGUCCGCUUGAUAAACGGCAGCUUCGUCAUCGGACAAGUCAUGUGGUCGUUCCUCGUCACCAGCAAGGUGGAUUUCGGAUUGCUGGUUCAAGGUGGUAUCUCCGCCAAUUUCAACGCCUUCGUCCGCAUGUAGGAGACCGUCUUCCUCGCCAAGGUCAAGUCGCGGAAUUUUGUCAGCACCAUCAACAUCCAUAUCGGCAAUGCCGCUGUCCCGUUUUCGCUUAAGUUCGCUCGCCUGGCGCACAGCAUCGAUUGACAGCAUCUCACGCAAUUCUGGCGCCCAGUUUUGGUUGUUGCCACCCAUAACGCUUGACACGAAAUCCCCGUUCUUUUGCAUAUUCAUCAGAGUCAGCAAAAGAGGGUCACGUGGCAAAAUUGAGGCCGGUUUCAAGAUACUCGAUCGGUCAGCUUGUUGCUCCUUGAUUUGAUGGCUGGAGAUCACAGUAUCUACGUCUGGUUGGAUGAUUUUUCUUCUCUUGACUCUUUGGGGUUGGCGGAUAGUUUCAUUCUCAUUCAUAAAAGAGUCAUCAAACUCUCGCACGACACUAGACCGCACAGAGGAGAGCGGAGAUUGGGAAUCCCUAAGAAAUUCACUGGGUUCUUCGGCAGGUACCACCGUUGUGUCUUCUUCGGCAACCGGGACCCCCAGUUCUUCUUCAAUGCCACCCAUUAACACAUCAUCAUCUCGCUGCAAGAAGUUAUCCACAUUGUCAUGGGCAUCUUCUUCAGUGCCUGGCUUGCCAAACUGGAUUCCGGCAUCACUGUGAUGGAGCUCUAAAUCAUCGUCGAAUGGCCUAUGGUCGUCGCUGAAAAGGUCAUCGCCAGCCGAUCGUGGAGCGGGUGCAUCUCGUCCCACUUCAAUGCUCAUGUCGUGGCCCAAAGGCAUGUCGUCCUCGCCUAAAUCAAGAACGAGACCGGUAUCAUCUUCCAAGUGGGGUCUCUCGAUGGGUGUCGCGAAUCGUUGAGUAGGGGUGCUGUCUGGAAGAAGUUGACUGGACCAACCGAGUGACGAUGCAGGCCGUUUCCCUUCAGUCCCUAUUUGAGGCUGUGAGAACAAAACAGAUGUAUCCAAGUUCAUAAACAGAUCAGACUCUGUAAGCACAUCUGGUAGUGUAAUUCCACCCGCAGGAAGGGUGACAGAGCUGGGGAGAUCAUUAUUGUUGGUCAAUCGAAAAGCCUAAAUAUGGUAUUAGCAAAGCAAAUUAUUUUCCGGCAGUCUAUGAACCGUCAUACGAACCAUUUUAAUUUUCAUUAAAGCUUCAUUGCAGUCGUCGAGAAGGUACCUAGUUUUCCGGCUGUAAAUACGGACAACACCCAACAACAACUGACCACUCAACCGCAGCGCCAUGGGUGCUUGGCCUUGAUCGACAAUCGCGCUGACACUGCUUUCGAUAUCAGAUUGCAAAAUGUGAGAUUUUGUCAGUUUGCGUUCGAGGUUCGCGGACAGCCAGACUCGAGCCAGCGGCCCGGUCUUCGAUAAUAGUGUUUCCGAGUAAAACAUGUUGAAGGUAUGGGAUCAACAAUGCCGUGUACUAUUAGGAAAGAUGUAUUCUUAAGGUGAUUCCAGACGCGAGAAAGAGAGUCAACAACGAGUGCGACCAGUACGUCGACCCGCAGUCAUCGACGCGCUGGUGCUUUCUUUGGGGAUCAAGGGCCCACGAAUUGCGACCUCGCGCGACAGGUCCCUAUGCUACAGGGCAACGGGAAUCGACUAACGUAUCUAAAUUUAAUCAAAGUGAUGAGUGAUGCACAGUUCGACGCUUCUAACGCAGAGAUAGAAUGGGAAUCGGUGGAAUGAUGAGUCGGCGAUGGGGCGGCGGCGUGAAAUAGGAGAGGGGUUGGGGGAUCUGGGAAGCGCGUUUGUUUGAAAUCCCAGGAUUUUGUUCCCAAAAGAGAAGAAUGCGGUGGCUGGAAUAUCACGUGAGUGAGCAUCAGUCAGCAGCGGCUUGGCAUGGACCAGACGCGGAAGUCAGAAGAAGGGCUAGGUCUAAUUGAGUUUAGCCCCAUAAUCUCGAGAGCCGCGAGCCCAAGUGGCCAAGCCCUAUCCGCGAUAUUAUUUUUAAAGACAGCUUUCCAUUAGCCAACGGAGAUGAAGAAGAAUUCCCUCUCAGCUCCCCGAUUCUACUCUGGCAAUCUCCCCAAUUCCUCUUCGCUUACUACCCUCAAUUCCAUCCCGAUCUGCAGCGCCCUGCUAAUAUUAGUAUUGGCGUCCGGACUUUGAAACGUGCUUUGUUCGUCCACGGGUCCGCGCCGAGACUUACCACAUUCAUCAGCAACAUCCCGUCUUCUGACCAGCGGCCGCCAAUAUCAGAAGCGCACCCCAUUGAUAUAUGCCUUCUCUGCUCCCACCGUAACCCCGGCUUUUGCCAGCCCCGUAACUGUCCCGGGAUGCCAGACUGGCGUACUGAUUCCUCCGCAUCCUGAGCUAUGUCAGGAUUUCCGGCCCCUCCUCCGCUCCCUCUCUACGCCGUCCCCAAUUCCGCCCGACAGACUCCCUCUCCCUAUCGAACGAGUACUGUCGUAUCGUCUUCAACCACAUCCACAUACUCGAAGCUCAGUCCGCAGGAAGUAGCUGACCGUUUACAAACAUCGCUCGUCCAUGGCCUCUCCCCGGCCGAUGCCCACGCGAGAUUGCUGCGGGAUGGCCCCAACGAACUCUCCUCCGAGGACCCGGAGCCUCUCUGGUUACGGUUUCUUAAGCAAUUUAAGGAGCCUUUGAUACUGUUGCUUUUGGCUUCUGCUGCGAUUUCCUUCUUCAUGAGCAAUUAUGACGAUGCAAUUAGUAUUGCGCUUGCGGUUACAAUUGUCGUCAGUGUUGGGUUUGUGCAGGAGUACAGAUCGGAGAAGUCGUUAGAGGCACUAAAUAGGAUGGUGCCGCAUUAUGCUCAUUUGAUUCGCAAUGUACCUCACUCUGGGUCACUCGGAUAUACUGCAUCUCAAACUGCAAAUGAUGUGGAAGAGUUGGAGAUGCAAGAGUUGGCAGCGAAUGGGCCACAUCCAGUGACGUCCUCCCCAAAGGCGUCUACAACAGUUCUGGCAGGCCAAUUAGUUCCUGGGGAUUUGGUUCUAUUCUCAACUGGUGAUCGAAUCCCUGCUGACCUCCGCAUCACCAGCUCUACCGGCCUUUCCAUUGACGAAUCUAACCUUACUGGAGAAAAUGAACCUGUUAUCAAAUCUUCUGAAUCACUGGGGAAAUCUAAUGGCGGGCUUCAGUCGCUAAAGGAAAAUUCAGGGUCCAAUUCCCCUUAUUACGAUUCUCCAGCUGCUGGAACCGUUGGGACCGAUCUUCGAUUAAAUGAACAGCAUAACAUUGCUUUUAUGGGCACAUUGGUGCGGUCUGGCUAUGGUCAAGGGAUCGUUAUAGCUACUGGACCUAAUACCGAAUUUGGGAGCAUAUCUGCCUCUCUUCGAGAAAUCGAAAGCCCACGAACGCCGCUUCAACUGUCAAUGGACCGCCUGGGCCAAGAGCUGAGUUACAUGUCAUUUGCAGUCAUUGGGUUAAUUGUCCUGCUUGGGCUGUUACAAGGCAGAAAUUUGUUGGAUAUGUUCACUAUCGGAGUGUCUUUGGCUGUUGCUGCGAUUCCAGAGGGGCUUCCCAUAAUCGUCACUGUUACGCUGGCUCUAGGUGUCUUUCGAAUGGCGAAAAGAGGCGCCAUCGUGCGACGACUACCUAGUGUGGAGACCUUAGGCUCUGUCAACGUCGUAUGCAGUGAUAAAACCGGCACCUUAACGCUCAACCAUAUGACGGUUACGAAAAUGUGGCACUUCGAUUCUGAUGCUCCUUUCGACGUAAACAGAGACAGCCGGUCAGUGAAUGCUAGUGCUGCUGCACGAACCAUCCUCCGUGUAGGUAACAUUGCCAAUAAUGCUCGACUAUCUCGCGCGCACGCCAAUUCGCCGGCCACAGCUGCCUCCGCUGCCAUAUUAUCCUCAACUGUGGAUCAAUCCUCGGGUGCAAUUAGAAGUCGAUGGGUUGGUCAACCUACAGAUGUCGCUAUUUUAGAUCUAUUAGACGCAUUCGCCGAGGAUGACAUUCGAGACCGGAUAAGCCCCCGUGUCGCGGAGACUCCUUUUAGCUCGGAACGAAAAUGGAUGGGAGUGAUCAUUGGCAGCGGUGGUCCUCUGUCAGAAAAUGGGUUUAGCAACGGUAGCUGUCCGGAAAUUGCAUACAUUAAGGGUUCUAUAGACGAAGUUCUCAAGCGUUGUGAUACUUAUUUAACCAAAGACGGCAGGGAAGUAAUUUUAGACGAGGCGAGACGGCAGAUAGUGAGACAGGCAGCUGAGUCCAUGGCGGCAGAAGGGCUGAGAGUGCUUGGUUUCGCAAGCGGUCCUGUUAGAGAUAUCGGAAGAGGGUCUCGCCCAUUGGGUAGCCGAAGCCCAACACCCGGCUAUUUGGAGAAAACAACACAGCUCCGACACAGCCAGUCCAAAAAUGAUGAACUUUACACAGGUCUUGUGUUUUCUGGCCUUGUUGGGAUGAAUGAUCCACCUCGAAAGGACGUUCACCGAGCUAUCCGCAAACUGAUGGCUGGUGGAGUCAGGGUCAUUAUGAUCACAGGCGAUGCGGAAACAACGGCAGUGGCUAUUGCGAGGAAACUGGGAAUGCCUGUUAAUCCGUCCCCCGCGGCGAGAGAGGUACUAAGGGGAGAAGACAUAGAUCAUAUGAGUACUGCAGAAUUAGCUCAGACGAUUUCUGCAACCUCUAUAUUCGCACGGACCAGCCCGGAUCAUAAGAUGAAGAUUGUGCGAGCGCUUCAAGCGAGCGGCAAUGUCGUUGCAAUGACAGGCGAUGGAGUCAAUGAUGCACCCGCCUUGAAAAAAGCAGAUAUUGGAAUCUCGAUGGGCCGGUUAGGCACAGAUGUCGCCAAGGAAGCUGCAGAUAUGAUUUUGACAGAUGACGAUUUCUCAACGAUUCUACGAGCCAUCGAGCAAGGCAAGGGUAUUUUCUAUAAUAUCCAGAAUUUUAUCACGUUUCAGCUAAGCACCAGCGUUGCCGCAUUGAGCCUGGUGCUCAUCAGUACAACAUUGGGACUUAAGAACCCGCUUAAUGCAAUGCAGAUAUUAUGGAUCAAUAUCCUCAUGGAUGGGCCCCCCGCCCAAUCCCUCGGCGUCGAGCCUGUCGAUCCAUCCAUCAUGAGCCGCCCUCCACGUUCCAAACACGCCCGCGUGCUUACCAAACCAUUGAUCCGCCGCGUCCUUACCUCCGCAAUGCUAAUAAUGCUCGGCACGCUGGCCAUCUACGUCCACGAAAUGUCAGACCACACGGACGAAGUCUCUGGCACUCGCUCCCGCAUUGUCACCAGCCGCGACACAACCAUGACAUUCACCUGCUUCGUAUUAUUCGACAUGUUCAAUGCGCUGACGUGCCGAUCGGAAACCAAGUCCAUCCUGCGCGGGGAGUUGCGGCUUUUUAGCAAUAAGAUGUUUAAUUAUGCCGUGCUGGGGUCGCUGGUGGGCCAGGCAUGCGUUAUUUAUUUGCCACUUUUACAGGGUAUUUUCCAGACAGAGGCGAUUGGAUUGUGGGAUUUGUGUGUGCUUGUGUGUAUUUCUAGUACGGUGUUUUGGGUGGAUGAGGGGAGGAAGUAUUUGGCAUGGCAGAAGAGGAACGGUGGAGUGGGGAUUUCUGGGGUGAGGAUAGGUGGAUAUAGUGUUAAUGUGUGAGACCUUUUAUGUUGGAAUGAGGAGAUAACGUGGGGAGGAGGGCGUGUCUGUAAUGACGAGAUAUUUAUUCUAUUUUUGUCUUCUUGUAUAUCACGCUUUGGAGCGUCUUUGUUUUAUUAUCGUUACACCUUUGCUAUCAAAUAUCCUGCUUGUCGCUCGGUGGGUUGUUGGGCGAUUCUCCCGUUAACUUUUCUGUAAGGUUUUAGACAUAGAUCACAGGCUUCCCUCAUUACUCCGAACGGAAUGCACACUGAGAGAGUCAUAAUGAUAUAUUUGCGCUUGCACUAUAUACAAUUUCUACCUAUAGCUAGCGCGAAGGGAAGAAGUUCCAUUCCCCAUCCCUAUCUCCACCCAUACCCUAUACGCUAUGUAUAUCGCCCAAUAUUUCUUGUCAAACAAUCAAGCUGGGCGCCCAUUUACGCAGGAAAGCUAGCUAUCCUUCCGGCAAGGGUCGACCAACCCUCGCAGCCUCAUCAAGAUAUGAUAUUCCUUGCGCAAAGUAACCUUGAUGUAUAUCUGACAUCACCCAUCCGCCUUUGGCAGCACAUCCCAUCUCUAUUGUGCUAGGUGUUGAAAAAAUGAUCGAGUUGAACCACAUGUUCUCGAUGACGGUUUGAAUAAGUCGCUUAACUACCUACCCGGUGUGCUCUUUAGCGCGCGGAAGCUCGGGCCGUUGUUAAUGUUACCGCGUCUAAUCAGGACCCUGACUCGACUCCUCGAGUUUAAGAACAAUCCUAAUCACCACUCAAAACUUGCGAAGGACUAAACAUGUCCUUGUAUUUUCUAACUUUAAAUAUGAGCUCUAGUAGGAGGACUCUGAUGCCCGGCGGAUCAGGGAUUGCUCUAUGCUCUCCUUGAGUCGUCAUCUUCGGCCAUCAAGGUGUGGAGCGAGACUCGAUUUUAAUUGUGUCGAAUCGUCGUACGUGCAUAUGGAGCAUCAAAAAAUAUGACUAAUAUAACUAUGAAAAGAAUAACAGGCCAGGUUAAAUUAGGGAAAAAUCAUAACCGGAGAUAAUUGCCAACAGAAAUGGACGAACCAAAGUGAUAUGCUAUCCCAUACUGCUCCUUGAAAAGCAAAAGAAAACUUAUGGAAGCAAAGGAAGAAAUUUGCAUAAACGACAAAACAAAAACAUGAAAAGAUUCAGCCCACUUCUCCUUUUUCACUAUGGCUAACGAUAGCCGGUUGUGGAGCAGAGGGAGGGCUUUCGUCACGCUGGCUGUCUGAUCUAGCAGGCGUGGGUGCCGAUACUGGUCGACCAUUCAUCGCUAUGCUCGACUUUAUCGUCUCGCUGUGUUCAUUAGUGCCAUGAAGGUGAACGCUGGACUCGUCCUGGCCCUCCUGACUCUGCCCAUGGAUCUGUGGCGCCCAUGCGAGAUAGUCGCGGCGGACCUCGACAUAGUCAUACGCAAACUCACCCAGUUGGUCGUCGUCCAUUCCCAAAAACUCCGCUUGUUCUGACGCACGCAAUUUCAAACCCGGGAUUGCGUUGAUGCCGUAGGCGAUCAGGGCGGAUACUACGAAAGUGUACGCACUUGCCGCAAAAAUGUACGCUAUCUGGAUGUAUAGGAGUUUGUAAUUGCCAAUGAGCCAGCCCCCUACACCCGUUCCUGUGUUUACGCCGUCGAGGCCGACAAUGGCAUCGCUGGCGAAGAGGGCGUUGAAGAGUAACCCGACAAUGCCGGCAACGCCGUGCUCGGCGAAGAUGUCCAUAGAAUCAUCGAUGCGGAUCCAAUAUUUGACUACAGAAAGUUGGCAACGACUCCUGUAACUAUUCCCAGAAUCACACUAGCCCACGGAGGAAUGAAACCAGAGGCUGGAGUUGCAGCGACCAGACCAGAGAUGGUACCAGAACACCACCCGACCAUGGACAGUUUCCGAGCGAGCCGCCAGUCGAGGAGUACCCAGGUCAUGGCCGCAAAGCUAGCGGUCAAACAAGUGUUCCAGGUUGCGAUGACAGCACGCAGAUUGGCACCGAAAGCCGAACCGCCGUUGAAACCCAGCCAUCCAAACCACAGGAAGAUGGUCCCCAGAAGAAUGAGUGAAACAUUAUGUGGUCGGAAAUUGAGCAUCAUGCGCUCCUGGCGACGACCCAAAACCAUCGAGUACGCGAGCGCAGAUAGACCGGAUCCGAUUUCAACUGGGCCACCGCCUGCAAAGUCCAAGACGCCCCAUUUGUAAGCCCACCCAUUGACAUUCCAUACCCAGCACACGAGGGGACAAUAGACGAGCGUAGCCCAAAAGAAAGUAAACACCAUGGCGGGUAGCAGACGACCUCGCUCAGCCACGGAUCCCAUUAUUAUGGCAGCAGUCACAGCGCAAAAUUGCAUCUAGCAAAUCCUCCUCAGGUCAGCCUGCACCACCAUCACCACCACCGUCACCACCACCACCACCACCAACCACCACCGACAAAAAAAAAAAAAAAAAGAAUUGAUCUCACACACCUGAUUUAAAGCAUACAGCAGCCCAGGUAUCAACGGCGAGCCGGGACUCGGAGCCGCGAGUGUUUUCAUGAGCCCAAAGUUGCUUAGAUUGCCAAUAAACCCAUUCGUCGCGGUCGGGGAGAAGGCCAACGAGUACCCCCAGAAGUACCACUGGAAAGUCACGACAGACAUGGAACCCAUACAUGCCCAGAUCAUACUGAGCGCUGAUUUUCGCCGCGCCAGGCCGGAGUAGAGGAAGCCCAGCCCGGGAAUCAUGACCAUGACCAUCGCUGAGGCGACGAUUAUGUACGCCUGAUCGCCAGCCUGAAACCAUUUGUUUAGGUUUUCGAUUCCUGAUUUUUUAGUCAGGGGGGGGUUAGUGCAUCUGGGGGACCUCUCUUCUGGGGUUUGGGAAACGCACGAGAGUCUCCCCCGAGGUCCGAAUUGGUUGUGAAAGUGAAGUUUGCCGGCGCACCGGUCCAGUUGUAAGAAGCAUAGUCGGGGGCAUAGCGGCCCGUGAGAGCCGACAUGUUGCUCCCCGGAGGUCCGCUUCUUUGCCUUUUCUGUAUGUAUUUGUGGGGUGGGUUUACCAGAUUCGAUUCUAUGCUAUAUUUUCACGUCUCGUCUAGUUAUAACCCUAGUGAUUGUCUAGUCUUGACAGUUUCAAUGUGAACAAAGUACAGCUUUGGCGGGACUUUCUUCUUACAAUGGACUGGGAGAAGGGAGAGAAGGGAGAGAAGGGGAGGGGGGGAGUGGUAGUAGAAGACGAGAAGAACGGGCAGUGGUGGAUGCUGGAAGAGAAGCUAAAAAUUAAGGGGGAGUAAAAAGAAAAAUGAAAAAUGAAGAACGAGCAAAGGAGAGAACUAAGCAGUCCCGAAUGACAUGCGGGGAGGAGUAUAUAUUAUUAUUAUUAUUCUUAUUAUUAUUACUUAUUGUCCGGCGCGGAGGGGAAUCACAGCCCGUAUGGAUUCAGGGGGGUUUACACAUCUACAUCUACUACAUCUACGAGAUAACAAAAUCAAGAAUCGAAUUUCAAUUCGAGUUCCGGGACACGAAAAUGAAUCGGUUUGGCCCGAAAUUGCGAAUUAUUUUUUUUUUUUUUUUUACUGAACAAAGAGAGGAAGGAGAUAACAGAGAGAGAGAGAGAG